AUGCCUUUCUCCCAUCACAGCCACUCGGGCCAAUUCUGCCCUGGUCAUGCCAAAGACUCGCUCGAGGACGUCAUUCAGACCGCCAUCGCAAAGAAGAUGCAAGUGUUUUGUCUGACAGAGCACAUGCCCCGCGAAGCCAUUGACUUUUACCCCGAAGAGAUCGAAGCCGGUGAAACAGAAGCCCACCACCUCGCCAACGAAGCAGCGUAUUUCACCGAAGCCCUUCGUCUACGCACGAAAUACGCCCCUCAAAUCUCCAUUGUCAUCGGCUUCGAAUGCGAUUGGAUUCGACCUUCUUCGCAAACCCUCAUCAACCGCUCCCUCUCACGCUUACCUUUUGAAUUCUUCAUCGGCUCCGUGCAUCACAUGCACACGAUUCCGAUCGACUAUGAUCGCGACAUGUACCUCCGUGCUCGCGAAAUCGCCGGAGGCUCUGACCAGCGUCUGUUUGAGGACUACUUUGACGCACAGCUGGAGAUGCUGCGGGCGUUGAAGCCGCCGGUGGUGGGGCAUCUGGAUCUGAUUCGAUUGAAGAGUGAUGAUGCCGAGCGGAGUUUCAAGGCCUGGCCGGGGGUUUGGAGUCGGAUCUUGAGAAAUCUGGAUUUUGUCGUGGAGUAUGGGGGGGAAUUGCUGGCCCGAGGUGGACGGUUCUGUCUCUCGGACGACAGUCACGGGAUAGAUCAAGUGAGUCUGAAUUUCCAUCUCGUGCUGGGCUUUUUGAACGAGGUUGGCGUCAAGGAGUUGCAUUACUUGUCGCUUGUGGGCGAAGAGGGAGGAGACUUGACCUCUGCACCAGACGAUCGAUUCCCUCGCACGAGAAUUGCUGCGGUGUCGAUGGAAGAGGUCAAACAGAUGGCUUUCUGGCAGGCGUGA
Messenger RNA from Penicillium diatomitis, 873 nucleotides. RefSeq names its product histidinol-phosphatase. The transcript has 3 exons. Gene Ontology annotation, molecular function: histidinol-phosphatase activity. Gene Ontology annotation, cellular component: cytoplasm. The coding region runs from base 1 to 873 and encodes 290 amino acids. Gene Ontology annotation, biological process: L-histidine biosynthetic process. The record is from RefSeq and is a predicted model, not a curated record. Lineage: Eukaryota; Fungi; Ascomycota; Eurotiomycetes; Eurotiales; Aspergillaceae.